This is a messenger RNA of Aspergillus bombycis, 1332 nucleotides long. RefSeq lists its product as uncharacterized. Gene Ontology annotation, cellular component: cytoplasm; nucleus. The record is from RefSeq and is a predicted model, not a curated record. The transcript has 8 exons. Bases 1 to 1332 code for a protein of 443 amino acids. Lineage: Eukaryota; Fungi; Ascomycota; Eurotiomycetes; Eurotiales; Aspergillaceae.
AUGGAUUCCCCCGCCGUCCCCGCUCCGUUGGAUCCGCAAGAGCAACCAAUUCUUGACCGUCUGCUGCGCACCCGCGACGCUCUCCUGCUUAUCAAGCAGGACAAGUCCUCUUACAUCAAGUCUCGCGACGUGCUUCCACUGUAUGAGGAGGUGAUUUCUGAGGUUGAAAAGCUCAAUGCCGUCCGGAAGGGAAAAGACCGCCGGCUGCCACAUAACCGACUUGACUAUGUACUGGAUGAUUGCUUUCAAUUGAUCUCGCUACUGUUCUUGACAGUUGGUCGGAACAACGAGGCACCUGCAGUGUAUUCCCUGGCAACUACGGUUCAGCGACUUCUUGACCACCUGCAAGAGGCUGGCUUCUACAGUUCCAAAGACCUCAGCUCCAUCACAAAGACUCUCGCUCAUGUUGACGAAACCAUCGACCGCUGUCGCAAUGCAUACUCCCCCGCUUUAUUGACACUUCUAGAGAGCCGACUGGAGAAGUGCCGACUUUUAUUAAACAAGUUGCAGGGUGAUCUUGCGCAGCUGAGCCCCGAACUUGUGUCUACUCAUGAGACACUUGUGUCAAUCCUGCGAUCAACCUCUGCGGUUAACACUCGUUCAAAGUUCUCCGCAUCGGAGGUUAAUGGGCUACGGGAUCAAUUGAAGAAGAUCCAGGACUCGUUGAAAGAUGGCAAUUUUAUUGGCACUGAUGGGCAACCGCUCUCGGGACAGGAGAAUGUGAAAGGCCUAUUGGAACGAUGCUGGCAGUGGACGGAGAUUGUUCUGCAACGGGAGGGAAAGAUUGAUGAGCGGUUCCAAGACCAGUACGAGCGGUUGGUUGACAUUCGCAACCAGCUUGAUCGGCUGUCUGUAACACAAGCGUGGUCUCUCCGUGAGACCGACCUGUUCGGCUAUCAACGAAAACUCGACCGUAUUGAUGAGGGACGUGUGAAUGGGAACUUUGUCGAUGCGGAAGGACAACUGGCGGAUAUUCAUGCGCAACGGACCCUUCUGUACUUGAUCAGGAGAAGCUAUGGAUACAUCUAUGGGCUUCUAAUCUCGUCAGAACCGGUAUCCGAGGCAUUGUUACCGGUGUAUAACCAGCUCCAAACGCUGAAGCGUUGCCUCCUUGAGGUUAAGGAAUCUGGCGGCGUGGCGAAUUCGCGCGAACUUUACCCAUAUAGUAUGAAGCUUAACUCCAUUGAUAAUAUGCGAGUAGAUGGGAAGUUCUACGUGGGCAGCGACAUCCCCGAGGGACAGGGUAGUGUGAAUUCGCUAUUAGCGGAAUGUUACGAUAUUGUAUGGGAGCUGCGGGCGGCCGUGCAGGACGAAGAAGACCGGAAUGCCUGA